Molecule: messenger RNA, 195 nt
Organism: Colletotrichum paranaense
Lineage: Eukaryota; Fungi; Ascomycota; Sordariomycetes; Glomerellales; Glomerellaceae
Exons: 2
Coding region: 1-195 (64 amino acids)
Source: RefSeq, a predicted model, not a curated record
AUGGUGCGUGGUAUCGCAACAUUGACCCAUCGUCGCACGCAAUGCAGGAACUUUGCUGGCGUGCCCGCUGAGAGCCGACUCGAUAGUAUCAACGGUGAGGGCCGGGUCGGUGAAACACCUGGGUCUCGGCGAUGGAGACUCUACAACGACAUGCGCCGCACAAGAAAAAACAAAAACGGAACUUUGGUGACUUGA